Molecule: messenger RNA, 1068 nt
Organism: Akanthomyces muscarius
Lineage: Eukaryota; Fungi; Ascomycota; Sordariomycetes; Hypocreales; Cordycipitaceae
Exons: 3
Coding region: 1-1068 (355 amino acids)
Cellular component (GO): membrane
Source: RefSeq, a predicted model, not a curated record
AUGAAACCCGCUAUUGCUGUUCCAGCGACGCUGGCGCUCAUCGUCUAUGCGUCGGCCAAGCGGUCGCUGACCCCCUUGGGUCUCGUGGCCGCGUCAGUGACGGCGUUUGCGCACGCAUAUCACCCGUGGAAUCUGCCCUUUGCGCUUCUCGUGGCAUUUUUCCUGGCCGGAAGUCGCGUUACAAAGAUUAAAAAGGAUGUCAAGGCCAAGCUCACGCUCAGCGCAGCUGGUGCAUCGGCUGGCGAGGGCCCCAGAACCCACGUCCAAGUAUUCGCCAAUUCGCUCGUCGCCUCCAUCUUGUCGAUUCUACACGCGCGUCAGCUCCGCCAGCGCGCCGCCGCCUACGCCGACCCCAGCGCCGCGAACCCUUCCGGCUCCAUGUGCUACUCGUACCCCGGCGACCUGCUCAUCGUGGGCAUCAUUGCCAACUACGCGGCCGUGGCCGCCGACACGUUCAGCUCGGAGCUGGGCAUCCUCUCGUCGGCGCAGCCGCGGCUCAUCACCACCCUGGGCCUGCGCAAGGUGCCGCCCGGCACCAACGGCGGCGUGACGCUGCUGGGGCUCGGCGCGGGCCUCUUUGGCGCGCUGCUCAUGGUGACGGUGGGAUUCUUGUUCCUGCCGACGUGCACGCCGGCGACGGCGGCGACGCUAGGCGGGGGCACGCCGUGGACGCUCGCGGACCGCCGCGUCUUCAUGGGGUUCCUGCUCGCUUGCGGCUUCAUGGGCACGGUGCUGGACAGCGUGCUCGGCGCGCUGCUGCAGCGCUCCGUCAGGGACGUCCGCUCGGGCAAGAUUGUGGAGGGGGAUGGCGGCACGCGCGCCAUGGUGCAUGCGACGACGACGACGACGACGGCGGCUGCAAGCGAACAAAAGACGACGGGCGAGCAGGAGCCGCUGCCGUCGUCGCCGACCAAGGGCCAUUUCCCAUCGCGGGUGGUUGAGAGUGGGCUCGAUCUCCUGGAUAACAAUGACGUCAACUUUUUAACGGCCGUGACGAUUAGCGUGGGUGCCAUGUACUUGGCGAGCUGGCACUGGGGCGUCCGGGUGGAGGAUUUGACGAAGCUAUGA